GGCACCGUCUCCCCAAGUUCCCCCCGGCAAGUUGAAGUCUCCGGCGGCUUCCACGGUGGGAGCCCGGCGGCCUGUCAGAGGCUUGAAGCCGCCCGGCCGGCCGCCGCUCGCUUGAAAUGCCCGGCACUGAUGACGGACGGAAGCCUGUUCAGCCGCGGACGAGCGGCGGACUACUUCAGGUAUCCCGGCGGUCGCGGCGCCGCUUCAAGGCAUAUGAUAGCCUGCAGUCUCCGAGUCUACCGUACUGCCAGGGUCGGACCGGUCCAGGCAAGUCCGAUCUCACUGCCGAGUCCGGCACGGCUCAGCGGCUGCCCCGGGCCGCGCCUUACAUCGCCGCCCGGGGCGGAAUCAUCAUCGAGAGCCCCGGGAGCCUUCGACGGCUCUGUGACCCUUCACUGAUCAGUGGCUUCCUACCUGGCAGUGCUUGACAGUGAUGCUGCUGCAGCCGCUCGGGUUCCGCUGCCAGUGACUUGUGCAGUCCCAGUCCGUGCCAUGUACUGGUCAGUCGUAGCGCUCGCCGUUCUCAGCCCGGGGAUUUGGAGCCUUCCGGCCGUGAAACUCUGCGAGGGAACAUCGCUAUGCUGGCGCGAAUCCUCAAAACAAUCCAGUGAGGCUCUGAGAGCCACGGCCUUGAAGCAUCAUGGGCAUCAAUCCACUUCAACCCGAUCUUCGAUCUGUGCCAAGCUGAAUAAUUUUCGCAAACGAGGCCCGUCACCGGACUGUUCAGGUUCUGGGCCAGGCGCUAACGGUCGCUUAAGUCUGCGCGGAUGCCAGGCUGUAGACACCCGCCAAGGCCUGGGAGGUUCAUUUGAC
Guillardia theta CCMP2712 is the source of this 813-nucleotide messenger RNA. RefSeq lists its product as hypothetical. Bases 117 to 428 code for a protein of 103 amino acids. NCBI's taxonomy places the organism in Eukaryota, Cryptophyceae, Pyrenomonadales, Geminigeraceae. The transcript has a single exon. The record is from RefSeq and is a predicted model, not a curated record.